Maudiozyma barnettii is the source of this 252-nucleotide messenger RNA. RefSeq lists its product as uncharacterized. The transcript has a single exon. Lineage: Eukaryota; Fungi; Ascomycota; Saccharomycetes; Saccharomycetales; Saccharomycetaceae. The record is from RefSeq and is a predicted model, not a curated record. The coding region runs from base 1 to 252 and encodes 83 amino acids.
AUGGUUCAAAAAGCUUUGAAAGUGAAUAGAAAGGUUAAAGAUCCUCGUCGUGUGACAAAGAAACAAAAAAAUUUGAAAGCUGCUGCUCCAAGAAUGAUUAAAUCCAAGAAAAAAUCAUUACAACAUAUGAAAAAACUAAAUAAAACUUCAUCUUUGACUCAAUCCACGGAAAGACUUGUGGCUAGUAAGGUUGGUCAUUUAGAAUUAUUGAAAGGAACAAGAAGAGAACUUGAAAGAAAGGCUAAGAAAUAG